AUGCUCAUCCCUCCGAACCUGCUCCCCUUCGCCUGCCAUCAUCACAUGUGCUCCUGCCCGUCCGCCAUCUUGCGUACACCAUGUCCGAGCACUCCUCUCGUGAGAGCCGCCAAAGGCCUCAACGCGAAUGAGGCUUCAUACUUGGCCUCGCGGAAACCGAAGGCUAGCACUGCACUCGCCGCCUGGCUUGAGACACAGGCUUCCUUCAGCACUUCUUCUCAGCCAGUUGUAGCUUUCGCGUCCAGUGGAGGAGGUUAUCGAGCUCUGCUGGAGACCGCUGGUGUCAUCCAAGCCCUCGAUGCACGGGACAGUACGGCCAAUGUGAGCGGCGUCUUCCAAUCCCUCACCUACGAGUCCGGUCUGUCCGGCGGUGCAUGGUUCUUGUCAUCCUUCUCCGGCAACAACUGGCCGACAGUAUCGUCUCUCCGCGAUAGCCUGUGGGAGCAAGCGUUCCAGAAUAGCCUCUUACUCCCAGCUAAUAUCCUGGGAUUCGAUGAAUAUCCGGAGCUUGUGAACGACCUGGCCAAGAAGAAGGCAGCUGGCUUCGACAACACCAUCGUCGACCCUUAUGGCCGUCUCCUAUCAUACCAGCUUCUACAUGGUAACGAUGGAGGUGACGAGAUUCGUAUGUCUGGCCUGACCACAAUGAGCAACUUCACGUCCUUCAAUGUGCCCUACCCAAUCAUCACUGCUCUGGGCGUAGACAACUCGUACCAGGGUCAAUGCACUCCUACUCUCAGCGCAACUCAGUACGAGUUCCAUCCUUACGAAUACGGAAGCUGGGACAAUGGAGUCAGCGCCAUGGCAUUGACCCUCUAUAUGGGUUCUAACAUCACCAACGGCCAAGCAACGCAAGCAGGCAAGUGUAUCAAGGACUACGACAACAUCGGCUACGUCUUCGGUACAUCAUCCGACGUAUUCGCCGCCAUCUGCUCUCCUCUCCAACCCAGCAACUCCUCAUCAUCAGACCUCGCAAACGUCCUCGAAGGCAUCCUCAGUGCCAACGGCCAAAAGCCCAGCUUCCAAGACCUAUACGGCAUCUACCCGAACCCAUUCUACAAAUACCAACGCUCCUCCCGCGUCUCCUCCUACCCCCUCAUCACAAUGGCAGACGGCGGACUCGCCGGCCAAAACAUUCCCAUCUGGCCCUUCAUCCAAUCCGCCCGGUCUGUGGACGUAUUGAUCGCCAACGACAACUCCGCCGACACAACCGACAAUUUCCCCAACGGCACAGAAAUUCGUCAAACCUACGAAAACGCGCAAACCUCCGGCCUCACCAAAAUGCCCUACAUCCCACCCGUCGAAGAAUUCGUCUCCAAAGGUCUCAACAAAAGAGCAACCUUCUUCGGCUGCGAUCAACCUAAGACUAUGCUCAUAAUCUACUUACCGAACGUGAAUUACACGUACGCGAGUAAUCAACCUACGAGUAAAAUCCAGUAUUCGGUUUCGGAAACGAAUGCUAUGAUUCAGAAUGGUAAUGCGAUCGCUACGCAGAAUGGGACGGAAGGUUGGAGUUUUUGUUUGGCGUGUGGGAUCAUGGCGAGGGUUGAAGAUGAACUUCCUCGGGAGUGCGAUGCUUGUUUUCAGAAGUAUUGUUAUUAUAAGAGUUAG
Pseudocercospora fijiensis CIRAD86 is the source of this 1611-nucleotide messenger RNA. RefSeq lists its product as uncharacterized. The record is from RefSeq and is a predicted model, not a curated record. Gene Ontology annotation, cellular component: intracellular membrane-bounded organelle; cytosol. Lineage: Eukaryota; Fungi; Ascomycota; Dothideomycetes; Mycosphaerellales; Mycosphaerellaceae. Gene Ontology annotation, molecular function: A2-type glycerophospholipase activity. Gene Ontology annotation, biological process: glycerophospholipid catabolic process. The transcript is spliced from 2 exons. Bases 1 to 1611 code for a protein of 536 amino acids.